This is a messenger RNA of Corticium candelabrum, 1868 nucleotides long. RefSeq names its product U3 small nucleolar RNA-associated protein 6 homolog. Gene Ontology annotation, biological process: maturation of SSU-rRNA from tricistronic rRNA transcript (SSU-rRNA, 5.8S rRNA, LSU-rRNA). The transcript has 23 exons. Lineage: Eukaryota; Metazoa; Porifera; Homoscleromorpha; Homosclerophorida; Plakinidae. Gene Ontology annotation, molecular function: protein binding; snoRNA binding. The record is from RefSeq and is a predicted model, not a curated record. Gene Ontology annotation, cellular component: Pwp2p-containing subcomplex of 90S preribosome; small-subunit processome. Bases 17 to 1798 code for a protein of 593 amino acids.
AGAGUCACGAGGUCAAAUGGCUGAAGUUGUUCAGCGAAAUUUGGAAGCGCGGCUCGAUGAACUCGAUGAAUUAGAGCGGAAAGGAUUGUUUAGCAGGGAAGAAAUAAGAACAAUUGUGAGGAAGAGGCGAAAUUUUGAGUAUCAAAUAAACAGACGUAUCGUUCAAAAGGAAGACUACUUGAGAUACAUUCAAUAUGAAAUUAGUCUGGACAUGCUGAGAAGGAAACGAAAGAAGAGAGUGCAGAUUAUUAGUCCCAAGUCUACUGUUGAUUAUUCAAUUGUUCAGCAUGUGCAUCACCUUUUCCAGUUGGCUACUAAUCGUUUUAAGGGUGACCUAAAGCUCUGGCUACAAUAUGCACAGUACUGUGAGAAAGUGGGCAGUUUGCGCCAGCUCAGUCAAGUGUAUGGCCAGGCACUUUGUUAUCAUUCUCAUAAUGCAGGUUUGUGGAUUUCUGCUGCUAAGGCAGAAUUUGAAGUGAACAAAAACAUCUCGGCUGCUCGGACUGUGAUGCUGAAAGCUCUCCGAGUCAAUCCAGACACAAAACAGGUGUGGCACGAGUACUUUCGAUUGGAGCUUUUGUAUGUAGACAAGGUGUUGAAACGACGCCAGAUUCUUGGAAUUGAUUUUUCGGAGACAGAUCACGAGGUUGUUUCUGAUGCUGUUCUUCAGCACAAAGCAGCAUCUAUUGUCUUUCAUCAAGCAAUGGAAACUAUUUCUGGUGAUGUGCUCUUUUGUAUUCGUUUUCUUUCCAUCUGUCAGCUUUUUGAACAAACGACAUCCGUUCAGAAUGAAAUCUAUGAACAUUUGGUGGAACAACAUAAUAAUAACGAAGAAGCAAGAGAUGUUUUAGCAAGAAAACCUCUAAGCGACUAUUUUUACUCUGCAGAGAAGGAAACCGUAACAAAGUCUGAGAAUGCAGAGAAAGCAGCUAGAAAGGAUUGUAGAAGACUUUACAAGGCUGCAGUCACUGAUAUCUCUACUGCCAAGAUGUGGACAUUUUUCCUCCGCUUUGUGUUGGAUUGGUGUAAGCAGAAGAUGCCAGAAAAAACGACAACUACAUGCUAUAAGCAACUCCUGGAGCUGAUGGAGCAAGCUUCGUCACUUGGCUGCCUUUCUGUUGAAAUGUGGCAUCACCGAAUUGAAGUCAACCUCCGCCUUGGCUUCACUGAUGAUGCAUUGACAUGCAGUGUCAGUGCCACCAGUGAUCAUAGUGAUUCCUUAGACUUGUGGAUGAAGUGUGCUAAGCUGCAUUGCUUAUUAUGUGAAGGCUCACCAGACACAGAAGAUAUAUUUGAGCAUGCACUUCAGUCUGUUUCUCAAAAGGAUUCAUUACCACUAUGGAGCAUGUGGACUGAAUAUUGUCAGUCUGCGUGUCCAGAAAAAGUAGAGACUGUCUUUCAGAGAGCAAGUAAUGCUGAUAAGAUAGUAUCAGAAGUCAUGAAUAGUUGCUACUUGGAGUGGAAAUGCCACACAGCAGGAAUCAAGGAGGCGAGACAAACAUUCCAAAGGCUGAUUAAGUACAACUCAGUUCCACUCAGUCUGUACCUAACUUUGAUCCAGCUGGAAGUGACUCAGCCACGAUGUCACAUGAAGAGGUUACGACUUGUUUAUGAAAAAGCAGUUCAAGAUCAUGGAAGUCUGUCCGUAGAUCUAUGGAUACAGUACAUUAAGUCUGAGUUACAGAUGGAAGGUGGUCGACCAGGAAAGGUUCCCGAGUUACACUGGAGAGCAUUGAGGUCUCUUGAGGGUGAACAAGCAUCUUUGUUUGUAGAACAGUAUACUUUGCUAACAGUUUAGAAGCCAUGUAUUUAAUACAGGAAACCUGUAUAACGUACUAACCAUUGAGAUUUACAUGUACAGUUAUAAA